Messenger RNA from Austrofundulus limnaeus, 2099 nucleotides. Its product is annotated as D(1) dopamine receptor. Gene Ontology annotation, biological process: adenylate cyclase-activating adrenergic receptor signaling pathway; positive regulation of MAPK cascade; G protein-coupled dopamine receptor signaling pathway. Gene Ontology annotation, molecular function: dopamine neurotransmitter receptor activity, coupled via Gs; G protein-coupled receptor activity. The transcript has a single exon. Gene Ontology annotation, cellular component: plasma membrane. Lineage: Eukaryota; Metazoa; Chordata; Actinopteri; Cyprinodontiformes; Rivulidae. The coding region runs from base 246 to 1586 and encodes 446 amino acids. The record is from RefSeq and is a predicted model, not a curated record.
GACUGAUGGACAUGUGAGUGGAAGAACACAGAGUUGGCCAGCCAAUGCUGUGACAGCUAAUAAAAAAUUCUCAUGUGACCUGAGCCCAGUGCGCCUCGGAGCUGCUGCGUUCCAGCGGUGGUGCUGGCUGUCCCCAGCAGUAAAUCUGUCGCGCGCUCAGAGCAGGAUGCGCUCUCUGCUCCGGCUCUUCAUCACGGGAUUAUUGUCCGUUCACUUUACAAUGCGGAGGCGCGCAGACCUGGACCAUGAAUAACAGCACCGGCUGGGCGCUGAUUGGAGAGGAAGAGCCACCGGCGCACCGAGCUCUGACCGGCUGCGUCCUGGCGCUGCUGAUCGUCUGGACCCUGUUGGGUAACCUGACGGUGUGCGCAGCGGUGUACCGCUACCGCCACUUGCGCGCCAAAGUCACCAACAUCUUCAUCGUGUCUCUGGCGCUUUCGGACCUGCUCGUGGCCGUGCUGGUGAUGCCGUGGAAAGCCGUGGCGGAGGUGGCCGGGUUCUGGCCUUUUGGAAGUUUCUGCAAGACCUGGUUGUCRUGUGACAUCAUGUGCUCCACGGCCUCGAUCCUGAACCUGUGCGUAAUCAGCGUGGACCGGUACUGGGCCAUCUCCAGUCCAUUCUGCUAUGAGAGYAGCAUGAACAAGAGGGUGGCUUUCGUCAUGAUCGGGGUGACCUGGACGGUGUCCGUGGUCAUCUCCUUCGUCCCCGUGCAGCUGGACUGGCACCGGGCCGGGAUCGGCGAUGCGGAGCGUUUGGCUCCACCACGUGACGGGAGCUGUGACUCCAGCCUGAGCCGGACCUAUGCCAUCUCCUCCUCCCUCAUCAGCUUCUACAUCCCGGUUCUCAUCAUGAUCGUCACCUACACCCGCAUCUACCGGAUAGCCCAGAUGCAGAUCCGUGUCAUAUCCUCCCUGGAGCGCGCGGCGGAGCACGCGCAAAGCUGCCGCCGAUCGCACCUGCCCGAACUUUUCCCUCACCUGUGCUCAGAAAUCGGCGCCACCUCGUAUCAGUCACACCUSAACGCGGACCCCCGUGGCCCCGAUCGGUCCCACCGCGAGCUGAACGUCUCCAUCAGGAAGGAGACAAAAGUGCUGAAAACUCUCAGCAUCAUCAUGGGUGUGUUCGUCUGCUGCUGGCUGCCUUUCUUCAUCCUCAACUGCGCCCUGCCCUUCUGCCCUGCACCGGGGGCCCCGGGGGCCCAACGUGGCCCUUACUGCGUCAGCGAGAAGACGUUUGAUGUGUUCGUGUGGAUCGGCUGGAGCAACUCGUCCCUCAACCCGGUCAUUUACGCCUUUAACGCGGACUUCAGGGACGCUUUCCUGCGCCUGCUGCGUUGCCGCGGACGGGGCUUCCUGUCCGCCGUGAGCGCAGCGGUGGAGACCAUGAUGGCGCACAACGAGGCCGGGGUCCAGAGGCGGGACAGUCCCCUGCAGGCCAAGCUGAGCGUCUCCACGAACACCAGGGGCAGUCAGGACAGCGGGAACACAACGGUGACCGUGUUUUAUCACAAAGAAGCGACAAGGGAACAAGUGAUAGACACUGAGGAGAGAUAUGAGGAAGAUAAACUGACACAGAUACCCAAAUAGCACUUUAAUAAACUCUUUAUUUCCAGAUAUAAACUYCACUUUUCUUUAAAGGUUCUCAAUAAAACCGUUAUAUCAGGUUAUCCUGAGAGAUAUCACAUGCAGUUUGAAAGAGUUUACUCAGCUUCAUUAUAUUUUAAACGCAAUUCUGAAAUGRGGGUCCACACUCAAUAUAAACAAAACACUUGGCUGAAUCCACAGAAAACCACAUGUUUGACCUAUUUUGAUAGGUAUGAUGGAAUAGACAAUAAUCUGGUAAGUUUAACCUUUCCGUCACUUUUGCUGCUUCGUAAACAAAUGCAGGUGCUUGUUGGCAUCAGGUCACAAAUUUUACAACUUUUUCAUUCAAGGACACAUUAACCACAUCAGAAAAACUGUGUUGAUUUUGUGACUAUUUCUUUGUCUGGUGCAAUGYGUGGCUUUAAAGUAUAAGGCUUUCAGUUAAAAUAUGUUGAACUAAAAUCUUUAUGAAUACUGUCUUCUGUGCACUAAAUUAAAACAAAUGUUCAUUUUAAA